Saccoglossus kowalevskii is the source of this 3914-nucleotide messenger RNA. RefSeq names its product CUB and sushi domain-containing protein 3-like. The record is from RefSeq and is a predicted model, not a curated record. Lineage: Eukaryota; Metazoa; Hemichordata; Enteropneusta; Harrimaniidae.
AUAACGCAUGCUGUAGAUUUCUGCCAAACUGGGCAUGGAGGCGAGCAUCCGUUACUAUGUGCUAUUUUGUAAAUACCCCGCUGAUCAAGUUACCAAAUAUUAGUUUUUAUUCAUUUAAAAUAUUCACUCCACGCACACGGGUACGCGUGAGCUAUCUCGUGUAGCUCAAGUCAGCGUGUUAAAAUCAGUUGUCGUUCAGUAAUGCUGAACGAGUUUAGCUGUCUGAUCGAACUGUUAUACAUGUAGCGUUCUCAUUGCAAUCUCAACUUCACACGCUUAGCAUACCUAUUAUAUUGUGUUUACGACACGGGUUUUAUUAACAUCGCAAAACGGCAGUCACACAGAUUUCUCUCGAUGUCCGAAAAUCCUGAAACGAUGAAUGAACACUUUGAUAACCCUGGAUAUGUUGACAUGACCGGAAACACCACUACCGGAGAAAAGAAUCAUAACCCAACAACUACUACAAAUGAAUACGUGGAAAUGAACCCUUCCAUUGGAACAAACACGGGGUUAAACGGUACUGAUGCCAAUGACGUCAUAAUUGAGCCGAGUAGAAACCUUGGUCGAAAAAAGACGCACACUACAAGAAAUGCUGCCAUAGUAACUGCGGUGAUACUCAUUUUUGUUAUUGUGGCAAUAAUAGCAGGAAUUCUUGUUUAUGCAUUAGACAAAGACGAAUCAGAAGCAAGCAAAGCCAAACUAUCCGACAAAAAUGCAGUUAUUCCACCCAAAAUUGUUGUGGAUCAUAAAUCUUCAACGCAAACCGUCCCAAAAUUACCAGUGAAACCCACCAAGCAGCCUCCAACCAAAUUCAGCUCAAUUUCCCCUAAAGACAAAGAAAGACAGCCUACCACCGACCCGUCAAUUGAAGCCACAACCCGCAUCCCAGCUAAAUCCACGUCGACGAAACCCACAACCAACGUAUCUACUCAAUCCAUGACAACACAGCCGACUACCAGCUUCUCAACUCAAGCAACGUCAAAACAACCCACUACCAGAUUAUCAACCAAAUCCCAUCAACACAACCAACUGCCAGCUUUUCAAUCCAACCCACGUCAACACAAGCCAAUGGAUCAACAAAACAAUCCAUCAUCAUAUCUUCAAUCCAACCAACCAAUCCGACCACUUACAACACAACUUCUUUAGAAAGGUUGACUUUAGAAGCAACUACAACUCCUGAAAAUGAGAGUACGCCCUCAGAGAUAAAACGAACAGAAACUUCAACACCAGUUACAACAACAACAGACGGUGCAGGACCCCUUUCUGCAAGAACAUCUCCCUCAUGGUUAUCGACAAUAACAAUUGCGACUCGUCAGAGAACCUCAACACUGGAAGACACGACAAGUGAUGAUGAAGACAUGAUUUCUGGAAGUAUCGACUCCGGCUCUGGGUCUGGUGGAACGGACUACUCUGGCUCUUAUGGCACAGACUCACCUCCACCAGUUACAGCUUCACUGUGUAAUGACGAAUACGUUAUUCACCCCGGUGUACUCAUCGACAUCACAUCACCGAAUUAUCCAUUACUCUACGCUGAUAACCUCCAGUGUACCUGGGGCGUAUCGACGUCGUCAGGAAAACCAAUCAUCGUGGAAUUCAAGUUUCUGGCACUAGAAACGGGCUAUGAUUUUCUUGUGAUCCUCGACAUUGUUGGUGCAAUUCAGAAACAGUACACAGGAGGUCGUAUUCCCGCUCCCUUCAUAUCAGCUGGUUCGCAAAUACGUUUACAGAUGAUGACCGAUGAUUCAAUACAUUUUGGCGGAUUUCGGGUGACGGCUAGGGAGUUCGAAGAGCCAAUUGCUACAACUCGUGCAUCUCCCUCGUCAAGGAUUACACGGGUAAGCGACAUUGAACGGACACUGUCAACAACAAUUAACACUGCAUCAGUUGGCAUGACAACUCCAUCCAAUGCAGGCUGUGAGAGGCAUUACAACUUGGCAGUUAAUGACGUCAUAUACAUCACUUCGCCAAACUUUCCUGAUUACUAUACGAACGACCUGAAUUGCCUGUGGACGUUUGCAACCGUUGAUGGCGCUACAUUGAGUGUCAACCUUGUUUAUUUCGAGACAGAGGACCUAUAUGACUACGUGGAUGGAGGGACUGGUUCCCCAUUAAAUGGCAGUAUAUAUAUCGACAGAUACAGUGGAACAUAUCACAACCACCCCGUCAUGCUACCUUCGUCUCGUGGGUGGAUUUCCUUCACUUCCGACUCUGCUUACCGAGAGCACGGCUUCAAUAUCAGUGUGACCGCACUAGGCACCGACGAAGAAGCACAAGUCACGACAGCCAGUAAUACACCUUCCCCCUGUAACGCGGUAUACACAAUAUCCUUCGGUGGAUCCGUGAACGUGACGUCACCAAACUUUCCCAACAAUUAUCCCGACGGCGUGAAAUGUGAAUGGCAAGUGUCAACAUUGUCAGGGAAACGAAUCAUGGUGGUAUUUCACAACCUAUCAUUACAGUUACAUCAAGACUAUCUCUAUAUUUCUGAUGGCGAUGACAUCCGUAUUGUCAAAUUAUACACCGGCAACGAGAUUCCUUUAUCGCCUUUCAUAUCCAACAGCAGUUAUAUUCACAUGAUCUUUGACGCGAGCAGUACAGGAAAUGACACUGGAUUCUGGGUAACGGCAAUGGAAACCGAAGAGUCACCGUCAUUACCACCCACGCCUUUCAGACCGAACACUGAAGUAACGGAUAGCACCGUGUCUACGGGAGACUUGCCAGUUUCUACAACUACCAAUUCUAUUUCUUGCAGUGGACAUUACGAUGUUUCUGUUGACAGAGUACAUAUUAUAUCGUCACCAAACUACCCGAAUAACUACGACAACAGUCUGAACUGCUUAUGGACAUUUUCCGCCGUUGACGGCGCUCUUAUUCGCAUUGUUUUCAUCACCUUUGGAACCGAGGAAGGCUAUGACGUGUUGUUUGUGGGAGAGGGCGACCCGAACACAGGGACAACGGAUUACUUUCUAUCGGGAUCUGUUUUACCGACUGACAUUUCCUCAACCACCUCCUCACUGUGGGUAAAGUUCCAGUCAGAUGCAUCUGUAACCGCAAUCGGAUUCAAGUUUGCUGUGGUCGCUGUGACUGGCGAAGACAACACUAACUCGAUACCUGGUAACGUUAUUAUGGAAACACCUGGGCCAACAGUGCCGACCACCACAAUGUCAUCCUGUACUGUACUGUCAUACUACAACCUAGAUGAAAAUGAUGAAGUAAUUAUAACCUCACCGAAUUAUCCAAACAACUACGAAAACAACCUCGACUGCCAAUGGCAAGUUUCUACCAUAGAUGGCGCUGGACUUUACCUAUUGUUUACGGAUUUUCAAACAGAGAAUGGAUACGACUUUCUUGUAAUCAGAGAUAGUGACAAUACGAAUAGUGGAAAUUUAAAUUAUCAGCUCACUGGUUCUAGUCUACCCGAUCCGUUUACAAUGUUCAUAUCCACGAUUUGGCUAUCGUUUCAUUCAGAUAGUUCAGUUGUGGCUAAAGGGUUUCGGCUAGUUUUAACGUCUACCCCCAUUCGAGCUACUGAAAUACCCAUUAUGAACGAAAACUGUCAGAGUAUUAUCAAUUUAAGAGCCGACCAAGAAGUGAUUAUUGCAUCUCCAAAUUUUCCUGAAAACUAUGGUAACUUCGAGGACUGUUUAUGGUUGAUCAGCACCCUCAAUGGUAUGAGAAUACACAUAGAUUUUAUAGAAUUUGACACCGAAGGCGUGUACGAUACACUUCGUAUCGGUACCGGGUCGGAUCCCAACGUAGAUGUUAUGACCAAUCUGUCUGGAAGUACUCUUCCUGGUAACAUUAUAUCAGAUAGCAACGACGUUUGGUUGAAGUUUACAUCAGAUGGGAGCGUCACUCGUGCGGGUUUUCAGAUUUUAGUACGAUCGACAACGGCCGGAACAACUUGGUCAUAA